This is a messenger RNA of Cuculus canorus (common cuckoo), 1182 nucleotides long. Its product is annotated as PHD finger protein 7-like. The transcript is spliced from 9 exons. The record is from RefSeq and is a predicted model, not a curated record. Gene Ontology annotation, cellular component: nucleus. NCBI's taxonomy places the organism in Eukaryota, Metazoa, Chordata, Aves, Cuculiformes, Cuculidae.
AUGGGCCUGAGGUCGCGGCGCCGCAAGAGGCCACGGCGCUCCCCUGCCCAGUGUCCUACAGGGCUGCCAGAGGAGCAGGCAACACCCUCCUGUUCUUCUCCCUCAUGUGAAAGGAAACGUCAGGUCCCCAAGGAGGAAGUGUGCAGGCUAUGCCGGCGGAUAGACUGUGACCCUGAUGUUGUUGGGCAGCUGUGCCAUCGCAAUGGGCUUUCCAUCCACGAGAACUGCCUGUACCACGCCAGCGGGCUGACCCAGAGAGGUGCCGAUGAAGAUGGCUUCUAUGGCUUCCUCUUCAGUGACAUACGGCAGGAGCUGAAGCGGGUGGCACAGAAGAAGUGCUGCAUCUGCCGGCUGCCCGGUGCCUCAGUCACCUGCCGACGCUGGCACUGCUCCCGAAUAUUCCACUUUCCCUGCGGAGUCGAUCGAGGCUGUAUCUCCCAGUACUUCAAAGAGUUCAAGUCCUUCUGCUGGAAGCACCGGCCGGUGCAGCGGGUGCAGGCAGUGCAGCAGGACCGGACACUCUGCCUCGUCUGCCAGGAGGUGGUGGCAAAGCGGCCAUGCUAUGACACCUUGGUCUGUCCUGCCUGCACCAGUGCCUGGUUCCACCGGCGCUGCAUCCAGGGCCAGGCACUGCGCUCUGGCCUGCACCAUUUCCGCUGCCCGCUCUGUCAGGACGUGGACACCUUUCAAAAGGAGAUGUUUCGCCUGGGCAUCAAAAUCCCUGACAGGGAUGCUGCCUGGGAGGAGGACGGGGCCUUUGCAGACCAUUACCAACAGCACAGAUCCUGUGACGCCAGCCAGUGCCUGUGCCCUGAAGGACGAGAGGAGACAGAGGAGAAGGGGCCGUGGAGACUUCUGCUGUGCAGCUCCUGUGGCUCCUGUGGGACACACCAGCUCUGCUCCUCUCUUGAGGAAGAUGCUGUCUGCUGGGAGUGCAGCGACUGCAGGAGGGAGUGGGGCACAAGCUUCUUGUGCUCAUUGUCUCCCUUUCCCUUGUAGUGCCCCCCAUUGCCUCCAACCCACCCAGCGCAGGGAACCUCACACAGCGCUCCAGCUCCUGACGCUUCAGCUGAGGAAGAAGAGGCCAGGAUCCUCAAAGGACAACUCAACACCUAAAUGCUUUCCCAGCCCAUUUCCCAGAAACCUUGCAGAUCCUCCCUAAUAAAAACUGGGGAGCAGUAA